This is a messenger RNA of Prorocentrum cordatum, 1120 nucleotides long. NCBI's taxonomy places the organism in Eukaryota, Dinophyceae, Prorocentrales, Prorocentraceae. The record is from the annotation of a GenBank genome assembly.
ACCAACACCAGGUUCGAUAUGACAUCGGUUCCUUCUGCAUUGGCAAAGAUCACUACCCUGUCUUUUUGCGCUUCGAGUCCCAGGGCUCCACCAAGGCGGCGCAGGGGCAGCUUGGUUUCGACGUGUUGGGCACCCAGGACCCUGAUAAGGCAGCAGCUUUCAGGAUGCACUUGGCAGCUUUCCCCAUGGUGCCCCGCCAGGUUGACAUGAAUCAGCACUUGCACGACAUUAUCCAAUACAUGUACGUGGAUCUCGAGUUGGACUUCUUGGUUUCGGAGCUGUUUCAGGCCUUCAUCUCAUGGGGCACUCAUAGGAUGACGGCGAGCGAGCUCACCGAGCACAUGAUCGGUUUCUUGGUCAAGUCGAAGCCGGCCUUGAGAAGGGCCUUGAAGCACUCUCGCAAUAGGCUGCUAGACGACCUCGCGCAGCAGAUGUGCAGCGCCAGGUCUUCCCAUGAGAGUCGCGUGGAAUGGGAGGUGUUGUGCCAGCUGCAAAGAUACGGGGGAAAACGCUCCAGGUUCCAGGUCGAGGGGUUGAGAAUCCGCCGUGGUCCUCAGGGCGAAGUUCUGGCCACUUCUGGAGAUCUCUCGGAGGCCCUCACGGACUACUUUGCUGUAGUCGAGAACGGACAGACACUCAGCUGGGAGGAAUUAGUGGACCGCUACAAUGCCCUCCCCGAGCGUGGAAACGUCUACCCCAGGGAGUUGGACAUGAUCACCCCCUUUCGCAGACCCAAGCAUGACAUCAUGAAGGCAGCCAAGAGGAGAGGAGCUGGACCAGACGGGCUCAGCAACGAUCUCUUCCAGCGUGGCACUGACAUUGCAUCCUUGCACCUUCGAUCGGCCAUGCUGGCAGCCAAAGCUAGGAAGCGCACAUACCUGUCGUUGUACACGGAUUUGAAGGCGGCAUUCUACUCGGUCAUUCGAGGGUUUGUCGCCAGAAUGGCCCAGAACAGUGAGGACAUUCAGAACGCGCUGACGGACUUGGAGGUGCCGGGAUGUCUCGAGCCACUUUGCCAUGCCCUCGUCGCCAAGCCUGGCGCCCUGGACGCGCUCGAAAAUAAGCACCUCUUGGAAGCGGUGGUUGACGUGAUGGAGUGUAACUGGUUCCAAGUACGGGG